AUGGGUAAUGCCAAGAUCCACAGUGACCAGACUGCACCCGAUAAAAGGCCUGGCCUUAUCAGAAGGUUUUUUGAUAACAAACUAACAGGGAACUUCGAUUCGGCAAAUUUCUCAGAGGCUUGGAAAAAAAAAUUCAGCCAUGCUCCGACAUGGUGUGAUGCUGAUAUGUCCCUACAGCAAAUUAAUAGAGGAGUAGCUUCUGGGUCUCGACCGGGAUUGUAUGCUCGUGCCUUCUUCCAAUUAUGGUUAUUUCGUAUAGGAUGUUUUGUCCAAAAGUGGGCUUGGUCCACUGUUGUUGUGACACUUUUAAUUUACACUGCAUGCUGUGCUGGUCUUCAGGAUGUUAUUAUUGAAACAGAUAUUGUUAAACUUUGGGUUUCACAAGGAGGUCGUUUGAGUGAAGAGCUUGGAUUCUUAUCUCGAGUACAAGAAGAAUCAAUGAGGAUUAAGAGGGAUGUGACUGGUUCUCCUCCGCCGAUAAAUGCUACAACUAACAAAAAGGCAAAACAUCACAAAUCCCAUGAACGACAUACACCUGAAAUCCCCCGAGAGAAUGGACUAGGAGGAGGUUUUCAAGUAGUCAUUCAAACGCCUAGUUAUGAAGGGGAGAAUAUUCUGUCGAAAAAAGCUCUGUUGAAACAUGUUGACUUGAUGGAAGAAAUCUCUCAAUAUAAGGUUGAGAUGCAUGGAGAGAAUUGGACCUUAGCUGAUAUUUGCUUCAAGCCACCUAGCCCUAGCUUCAACAGCGGGCCUUUAGCUAAAGUCAUGUCAACGCUCUUAGAUAAAAUUAUUCCGUGCAUCUGGAUUACUCCCAUAGAUUGUUAUUGGGAAGGAGCGAAGCCUUUAGGACCUACUCCACCUCUCAAUCUGGGUGAGGAGAUAGCAGGUUUCAUCUCGUCUCUUCCAAAGGGAAAUGUUACUUGGAAAAACUUGAACCCAACUGCUGUUAUGGGUGAAGUUGGAAGUCUUUUUGAUUUGGGACCAAUUGGAAACUUUUUCGAAAGAGCUGGAAUUGGGGCAGCAUAUCUUGAUCGUCCAUGUAUCGAUCCUCUUGAUGUUGAUUGUCCACCUACAGCUCCAAAUUAUUUCGACAAGUGCAGUGCUCUGAAGAAAUUCAACGAAUGGAACAUGGCUAAAGAUGAAUCUGAAAAAAUUAUCUUGGAACCAGUUCGUCUUGCUCAAGAAACUGAAAAAGAAUCUGGAAGCAGCUUGACUGAAUCCAUCAUCAACGAUAUUUUCGGAAAGAAAAGACGUAAGAGACAAGCUGAUACUGAUGCUCCACCACCACCACCUCCCCCACCACCACCAGCUCAGUCUUCUUCCCCUUCAACCAAGGAUGAAGACUAUUAUAACUACGAAGAUGAGAACGAUUAUGAUUUGACUGGAGUUGAUGCUAAUGGAACCGUUACUAACAAGAAGAAUCAGCCCAAGAAGGAUACUGUCUGCCUAGAGUAUGGACCAGCUUUGUUGGAAUGGAUGCAAGCCAAUCCUGAUCGGUGGGGAGAGUUUUUGACUGAGCAAGAGCUUCCACAAUACCCAGAUUAUGGAGAGAUCAUGUCUGGAGGUUGCAAAGGUUUCGGAAAGAAUAUCAUGGAAUGGCCUGAAGAUUUGAUUAUCGGUGGUAUCAAGAGAGGAGAGAACAAACUUCAAUCUGCUGAAGCUCUCCAAAGUGUUUUCUUGGUUGCCAGUCCAUUUGAUGUUUAUCUCCGUUUCAAGGAGGGAAAACCAGAAAUUCAUCCAAAUCUUGACACCAGUCGCUGGAAUCCUCGUUGGGCUAAUGACAUCAUUGUUGCAUGGCAGAGAAAUUUCACUAAAAAACUUUACGGUCAUAAGGCUAAUCUUGAAGUUAGAGUGUUCCAUCCAUUGGCUUCUACUUCAAUUGCUGAUAUGUUGGAAGAGUUCUCUCAAUUCAACUACGAGAUCAUCUUCAUCGGAUACGGAUUGAUGAUUGUCUAUGCCAUAUUCACUCAAGCCAGAUUCAAAGGAAGAUGGCUUGCCAUCCAAUCGAACGUCUUCUUAGCCAUCGUUGGAGUAUUUUUAGUUACUUACUCAUCUAUCUGUGGUCUUGGUGUCACAACGGCGCUAGGAAUCAAUUUUAAUGCUGCUACAACUCAAAUCGUACCUUUCCUCACACUUGGUCUCGGUAUUGAUGACAUGUUCUUGUUAUUGCAUAAUUACGAUGAAAUCGUAAAUAUUUGUAAUCAAAAUGAGAUGGGUAUCCUUCUAAAGGAAACAGGAAUGUCCGUAAUGGUAACUUCCAUCAACAACAUUUUGGCUUUCGUUGCCGGAUACAUCCUUCCUAUCCCAGCUCUCCGUUCUUUCUGUUCUCAGACUGCCAUUCUGUUGGCUUUCAACUUAGCCUCUUUGAUGUUCAUCUUCCCAGCUUUCAUUGGAUUGGAUCUUAGAAGACAACGUCGAGGUCAAAGAGAUUUGGCUUGGUGUAGUCGCGGCGAUCGUACUGAAGAGCGUACAAAGGAGAAAGAGAAGCACAAGUACAUGGAGCCAGCUGAAAUUACUGAAUUCACAAGAAACCAGCCUUGGUAUACUGUUGGAGGAUUCUUAACGAACUAUUACAUCCCAAGCUUGAAGAAACCUGCUGUCAAGUAUAUAAUUGUUGGGGCUACAUCCUUAGCUGUCAUAUUUGGCUUAUAUGGAAUGUAUAACUCAACUUUGGGAUUAGAAUUGUCUGAUGUUCUACCUGAGCACACCCCUCCAGCAGCUUUCCUUAGAGCUCGUGAAAAAUAUUUCUCCUUCUAUCCCAUGUUUGCCGUCCUCAGAGGACAGACGAUUGAUAUUCCUAAUCAGCAGAAUCUAAUUGAAGAGUAUAGGCAGGAUCUUGGAAAAUCUGAUUAUAUGAUCAAGGCUGAUGGCAAGUUGCAACCUUAUUGGAUGUCUCUUCUUCGCACUUGGCUUGAGUCCUUAGAUACAGCCUUAGCUAACGAGUUGAAAAACGGAACAAUGGAUCCUAUCACAGGACUACCGGUGAAAGGACAGCCAAAACCAGCUCCAGAAGCAAUGAUUGCUAGACGUCUUGUCUGCUCAGUAGGACAACAGUACAACUGCACAGGAAGAAUUGGAAAUAUCAAGCUAGUUUCGGAUGAUGGAAUUAUCAAUCCUGAAGGAUUCUACAACUACUUGACCGGAUGGUACAACGUUGAUAACAUGAUGUACUAUGUAUCACAAGCCUCUUUCUUCCCCGUUCCUCCAGGCUGGGCUAUGGGACCAGAAGAAAAAGUUGUCCCACCUGCCCGUCCUCUUCUUUAUUCUCAAAUUCCAUAUUAUCAAACAGGCUUAACUGAUACUCCUCCAAUUGUCACUAUGAUCAAAGAGAUUAGAACUAUCUGUGAAGAUUAUUCUGAAAAAGGCCUUCCUAACUUCCCCAGCGGAUUAGCUUUCACUUUCUGGGAGCAGUACCUCCACUUAAGAUGGAACUUGUUCUAUGCCAUCUGUAUUAUUGCUUUUGCUGUCUUUACUGUUAUUUCAAUUCUCAUGUUCAAUCCACAAGCAGCUGCCAUGGUUAUGGUUAUUGUCGUGAUAGUUACGAUCGAACUUGGUGGGUUCAUGGGGCUCGUAGGAAUAAAGAUGAAUCCCAUAUCAGCUGUAACACUGAUUUGUGCAGUAGGAAUCGGUGUCGAAUUUACUGCUCACGUCGUCUUAGCCUAUUUGACUGCCCUUGGAACUGUGGACGAUAGAUUAGAUUCUUGUUUACAACAUAUGUUUGUUCCUGUAUUCCACGGAGCGAUAUCCACUUUACUUGGUAUUGUUAUGCUGGUAUUCUCCCAAUUUGAUUUCGUCAUCAAAUACUUUUUUGUUGUAAUGUCCGUGUUGGUGAUACUUGGAGUGUUCAACGGGUUAUGUCUCCUACCUGUAUUGUUGUCUCUCAUUGGACCUAAACCUGAGCUCGUUCCUAAGGAUGGUACAUCACAUCUACCUGUUCCUCCACCUCUACGAGAACAAAACGAUCAAAAUCAUGGCAUGAGGAAACUUGACUCAGAGUGUAUAUAA
Molecule: messenger RNA, 4005 nt
Organism: Auanema sp. JU1783
Lineage: Eukaryota; Metazoa; Nematoda; Chromadorea; Rhabditida; Rhabditidae
Source: the annotation of a GenBank genome assembly